Messenger RNA from Oldenlandia corymbosa var. corymbosa, 1846 nucleotides. The record is from the annotation of a GenBank genome assembly. NCBI's taxonomy places the organism in Eukaryota, Viridiplantae, Streptophyta, Magnoliopsida, Gentianales, Rubiaceae.
UAUAUUUCAGUCACUCCAUACCCCAAACAAAUCAAUGUUCAUUUUGUUAUUUAAAUCAACAACAAAAAUCGUAAGAUCCACAAGAAAGUUUUGUUCAAUACAAUUUGUACCGAAUUCAUACAAAAUACUUCAAGCUCAGCCUUAAAUCUAAAAAAAUUAUGGCCUCCACAGCCGAACCAGUGACGGUGGUCAAGCGGAGCUCAGUCUCACCACCGCCGUCGUCCUCCACCGCAGAAAUGUCACUUCCCCUAACAUUCAUCGAUAUGUUUUGGUUGUAUUUCUUGCCCAUUGAACGACUCGUGUUUUACGAAAUCCCCAACCUUUCCAGAGCCCAUUUCGUCGAACACAUUGUUCCGAAACUCGAACUUUCUCUCUCGAUCGCCCUGGAAAAGUUUCUACCUCUAGCAGGUAAUCUCAUAAUUCCUUCGGGUUCGGGUUCAAAUUCUGAUUCGACUCCGAGACUGCCCGAAAUUCGUUACCUUCAAGGAGAUUCAGUGGCGUUAACCAUUUCCGAGUGUAACGAGGUUGAUUAUUUCAGUUACUUAACAGCAACAGCAGAUGAGGCCAGAAAAUGUCUUCCAUAUCGAUCUUUAGUUCCAGCGCUGUUUAAUCCAACUCGCUAUGACGCUGAUUCCGAUUCGGGUUCGGAUAAAAUCAUUCCGGUUCUUGGCAUUCAGGUGACUCUGUUUCCGAAUUCCGGCAUUUCCAUCGGAAUUUCGAACCAUCACGCUGUCGGAGAUGCCAGUACUAUUUUUCAAUUCAUGAAGACAUGGGCUAAUUUGAGCUUUCAAGUUCUCCAGGAAGACAGAGACUCUGUUUCUGCAAAAACACUUGGAAGUGAAAAUCUACCAUUUUAUGAUCGGACUGUAGUCAAAGACCCGAAAGGGAUUGCCUCAAUUUUCUUGCAAAAAUGGAAUGCCAUAAUCGAAUUUAUGAAAAAGGGUGAUGGGUUUCCAGUAUUUGAAUUCAUGAACAAAAUCAACGUCAAUGUCCGGAAAACAUUUGUCAUCACCCGGAAGGACAUCGACAAACUCAAGAGCUUAGCCGCGAAAAACGGCGAAAAGGUACUUCAUCUAUCAUCAUUCACGGUUACCGCCGCGUACGUUUGGACAUGUCUUGUGAAAUCUCGGGCUCCAAGCGGAGAAGAGAUCGGUGCAAAAGACUCGGAACUAUUCGCCUUUCCGGCCGAGUGCCGGGGACGAAUGAAUCCACCGUUGCCGGAAAAUUAUUUUGGAAAUUUUAUAACACCCAGUAUGAUAGAAACAGAGCACGGGAAACUGGCCGGAGGAGGAGGGUUCCAAACUGCGGUGAAACUGAUCGGGAAAGCCAUUCAUGAAAGGCUGGAAAACAGUGAAACGUUAUUCCUUGGAGCUGAACGUUGGAUGGAUGAAUUGCAUGAGGAGAAAUGGGCUAGGAAUGUUGGAGUGGCAGGCUCCCCGAAGUUCAGUUAUUACAAUUUGGACUUUGGUUGGGGAAAGGCCGUGAAAUUUGAGUUUGUUUCGAUUGAUCUUACGGGUGCUAUUUCUCUCCAUGGUUGCAGAGAUCCUGAUGGAGUUCUGGAAGUUGGUCUCUCAAUUCCCAAGCCCAAAAUGGAUGCUUUCACUACCAUUUUCAGAGAUGGGCUCAAUUCUUUGUAAACUUUUCACUCUCUUCCUCAACUACUACUUCUUGAGUUGCGACGGGUGAAAUGAUUUUUCUUUUUUCUUUUUUUUUUUAUUUUUUUUAAUAUAUUGAUUCUGAAUCUGCCAUGAUAUGAAACAAUUUUAAAUCUUUGGUGUUACUGUUUAAAUUUUUGAGAUGUCUACCUUUCAUAAUAUAUCAAGAAAGUUGCAAAGGUUAUUUACAC